AUGAAUACGCCUUGCUACACCGUGGCUAUGGAUCUAGGCGUCUGCCAGCUCCGAAAUGUCUCCAUCUCGUUCUUGUCGUCGUUGUUGAGCGCAGACACCUCGCACGUUAAGCUCGAUAGCAGCUCGUCGGGAGCCAGUGUUGUGGCUAUCGACAACAAGAUUGAACAGGCAAUGGACCUGGUGAAGAGUCACCUAAUGUACGCCGUGCGCGAAGAGGUGGAAGUCCUGAAGGAGCAGAUCAAAGAGCUGAUCGACCGCAACUCCCAGCUGGAGCAGGAGAACACACUUCUGAAGACACUGGCCAGCCCGGAACAGAUGGCUCAGUUCCAGGCGCAGGUCCAGACCACCUCUCCGCCCGCCGCCUCCUCAACGGCCGCCGUCUCGGGUCCCACGUGCGCCCUCGCUCAAGCCGCCUCGCACACCUCCGGCCCCUCAGCGUAA
Messenger RNA from Nerophis lumbriciformis (worm pipefish), 441 nucleotides. The record is from RefSeq and is a predicted model, not a curated record. Lineage: Eukaryota; Metazoa; Chordata; Actinopteri; Syngnathiformes; Syngnathidae.